Messenger RNA from Gymnodraco acuticeps, 2899 nucleotides. RefSeq names its product G-protein coupled receptor 182-like. Gene Ontology annotation, cellular component: membrane. Gene Ontology annotation, biological process: G protein-coupled receptor signaling pathway. The record is from RefSeq and is a predicted model, not a curated record. Lineage: Eukaryota; Metazoa; Chordata; Actinopteri; Perciformes; Bathydraconidae. Gene Ontology annotation, molecular function: G protein-coupled receptor activity.
UGGAAGGAGUCAGCGAGGCCUCUGGAGGGACCCUCACCCCUCUUCAUCUACACAACGCGCCUCUUCACAACAAGACCAUGAGCGCUCACGAGCACAACGCCACGCUGGAAUUGUUCGACCACUGCACCAUUGACCUGGAUUCUGCCAGAGACUACCGGCGCAUCGCCCUCUUCCUCAUCUACCUUUUCAUCUUCAUGGUGGGCCUGCUGGAGAACGUGCUGGUCAUCUGGGUCAACUGGCGCCGACGCCACUCUGCCAACGGGGUCCUGUUCUGCAUCCUCAACGUGAGCCUGUCGGACCUCAUGGUGAUCGUGACCCUGCCGUUCUUCAUGAUGGAGGUGACCAUGGACGAUGUCUGGCUGUGGGGUCACUUCCUCUGCAAGGUGACCUACUUCGUCUACACGGUCAACUUCUACAGCAGCUCCUUCUUCCUGGCCCUCAUGACCGCGGAGCGUUAUCUGUCCCUGACCAGACCCUCGUUUCCCGCCUUCUUCCCCGUGCUGGGCCGCCGCCGAUGGGUGCUCUGCGGAGGCCUUUGGGUGCUCUCCUUGUUCCUGGCGCUGCUGGAGAACGUCCACAUCACUCUUCUGGAGAGGAACGAGCCGGGCUGCUACUUUGUGCCUGAACACAACCACACCGAGUGGUUUGUCUCUGUGGUUUUCCUCUCCCUGGUCUUCCAGUUCUUGGGCCCCGCCGCCGUCAUCAUCACCUGCAACGUGCUGAUCGCUCGUGCGGUUCGGACGGCGCCGGAUGUUCAGGGCCGGCGGGACGUGUGGCUGGUUCACGUUUACUCCCUGGUGUUCGUCCUGUGCUGGUUGCCCUACCACUUCGUCGUGUUCCUGAUGAUCGUGGAUGACAUCGACCCCUUCAUCUUCAGCUGCAACACGGUGCACGUGCUGUACUUCUCGUUCACCGUGGUGCAAAGCCUGUCUCUUUUUCACUGCGUGGCAAACCCCAUCCUCUACAACUUCCUCAGCAAGAGCUUCCGAGACAACCUGGUCAACACGGUGCUGAGCCAGUUACCCAGAGAUAGAGCCGGGGAACAGCUGGGAGCCGGGACCAACGCUCCCAACGGAGGAGGGGGAGACUCGGGGAAGCAACGCAAGUUAAGUAACGCCAGCACCAGCCAGUCCGAUGUUGGAUCAUAAAUAAAAAGAAGCUGAGAUGAGAAAACUUCACGAGACGUUUUCUAUAAAGAUUUGACAGAACUGAAUGGAGAUCAUCAGAUCAUCUCUUUGGUCAGACUCAUUGUGAUGUUUGUUACAGCCUCACUCUCAUAAUCCAUUUCCUGUUAUGUUUUUGUUUUCUUACCAUGUAUCUGAUCACAGAGGAAGGCAGGAAAUGUUUGAAGUGCUUUUUUGUUGUUGUUUAAAGCUGCUCAACUCUCACAGAACUCAUGGCAGUCUCCAAGGUGUCCUGGCACAGAAUAACCGUGCCAAAGCAGGAAUGUGUGAAAACAAAGCUGAUCGUGCCAGAUAAUCCUCAUCAACAUCUUGUGUUUAAUUUUCAACAGAUAAAUCAUUACUUAAUUCUUAUUUAUCUGUUCCAGGAUGCUGCUGUAGUCUAAAUUUGCUGUAACAUAUAAUAAAACUUCAUAAAACACUGUUUGCAUGUAAGCUGCAAAACCUGAGCUUGCACUUUAUCACAAAGAGCAGAAACGAGCUUUCGGGACGUGAAUGUUUUUAAGCCUAAGUUUAUUUUGCUAAAGAGACAUGUUGCUGCUCUUGCACUUAGUUAUCUCCCUUCUCACAGUCUUUAUUACAUUUACUUCCAUUGCUGUCCAUCUGGAAUGUGUCACUUUCAACAGUUUAAAUGAUAAGGAGGCAGAAAAAGGAAAAGGGGGUGUUCGUCCACACAUGGCACAAUAGCAGGAAGAGUUUUUAAAAAGGGCAAAGGUCAUGUGCCCAUGGAAGCAGGAAACUGCUUACAUUUCCUCAAGUUCAUCACUGGAAAUCUGAUGAUGGGUGUUUUUUGUGUGGUUCAGGACGCUCUAAAAGGUCGUUAAAACAGAUAAAAACAUCAUCAGGGGGUGAUAACAGUCUUCCAAAAGGCAAUUAUUCAAUUAUUUUUAAGAAACUAUAUUUUUACCAUAUAAGGCCAACAUUCAAACAUAGCUUGAAAAGCAGAUAUGUAUAAAGGCAAAUAACAGUUACACUGCCAUCAUAAAUAUGAGGUAAGACACAUAUCACACAGAAAGGUGAUGGGCAUUGAAAUAUCUCUAUAACACGCUCUAAACAAGUGAACACAGCAUGUGGCUAAAAUGCACAUUCUAAAAUCAUAUAGAAGGAAACAUUAUUCAACAUAAAACAACACGUUUCAUGAUUCAAUGACAAAUAAAAAGCACUCAAGUCUUAAGUGGAUGGUCAUGCUGUACCUGUGGUUUCAAUGUGACAAAUAGUGACUGCAACUCUAGGAAAAUAAUUGAUAUGCUACAAUGAGGUGCUACUUUAAUAACAGUGUAAUUAUCAACCACUGACAUAAAAAGCUAUCCUCAUAUUCAAGUUAUAAAGUUACAGACUCAAUCGGAGUAGAUACAUAUGAUACACUGCCAUCAAGUGGUUGCUUUUUAUCUUAGUUCAAAGAGACACCUCAGACUCAAUGAACAGCAUCUGACAGAUUAUAUAUGUCCACUACGCUCUUAAAGUAUAAACAUGUACCUUCCCGGAUAUUCCGGAAUAAGACCCAAAUAUAUAUAUAUAUAUAUAUUUAUUAUUAUUUUAUAUAUAUAUAUAGUCUAUAUGAAACAUUUUUAUUUAUUUGUAUUCUUACCUGAAGAGAAUGAGGUUAUGUGUUUGUUUGUAUUUUGUUGUGUGACCAAGCCGACUGUUUGUCUUGUUGUUGUAAUGUAUCAUAUGUUAUGUGAUCUGCACAACUGUAAUGUGAUACUGUCAAUCACAAC